This is a messenger RNA of Podarcis muralis (Common wall lizard), 2058 nucleotides long. Lineage: Eukaryota; Metazoa; Chordata; Lepidosauria; Squamata; Lacertidae. The record is from RefSeq and is a predicted model, not a curated record.
AUGGCACCCAGUGAAAACCAGCAGUACACAGGAAUUAUUCUUCUGCUUCAGCAUUUUGGGUGGACCUGGGUUGGGCUCUUUGCUGUGGAUGAUGACAGUGGAGACCAUUUCUUGCAUAUCAUAGAGCCCCUGUUUUCUCAGAAUAAAAUUUGUUCAGCUUUCAUUCAAAGAAUCCCAAACCAGGGGGAUUUCCUUUCCUUUGAUGAAUUUGUUGAUAUGGGAUGGAGUAUUAACGUGCCUUUCAUGGAGAGCAAAGCCAAAGCAUUUGUCACUUAUGGUGAAACUAUGACCUUCAUGUGGUUGACCACCAUUGUAGCUUUUUUAAUCCCCGACUUGGGGAAAAACACAUCUGCUGGAAGAGUGUGGAUUAUGACAGCUCAGAUAGAUUUUUCUGUAACAUUCAUUUUAAGGAGAUGGAACUUUCAAAUAUUCGAUGGCACAAUAUCCUUUGCAAUUCACUCGAAUGAGCCUCGUGGAUUCCGCACAUAUAUCCAGAACAAAAAAACUCAUCCUCCCAAAGAAGAUGGAUUUUUCAAGGUUUUUUGGGAGCAGGCAUUUGAAUGUUCUUUCCCAAAUCCCAGGUUGCCAGCAAAGUUGAGCAUAACAUGUACUGGAGAAGAGAGACUGGAGAGCCUUCCCAGGUCUGUGUUUGAAAUGAGCAUGACUGGCCACAGCUACAAUGUCUAUAAUGCUGUCUAUGCCAUAGCUUAUGCGCUGCAUGCCAUGGAAUCCUCUUGGAUCAAAUACAGAGCAGUGAUGGGGUUUGCAAGGCUUGACCUUCACAGUGUUCAACCUUGGCAGCUCCACCCAUUUCUUCAAGGCAUUUCAUUUAACAACUCAGCUGGAGAAAAUGUGUCUUUAAAUGAUUGUGGAGAAUUAAUAGCCAGCUUUGAUAUCAUGAGCAUGGACCUAUUCCCAAACAAUUCCUUCCUUAAAAUGAAAGUUGGAAUGGUGAAUCUGAAUGCUGGUGAAGGGAAACAGUUCAUCAUUAAUGACAAAUUCAUUGUGUGGCACAGGAGCUUUAAUCAGGUGGUGCCUAUUUCUGUAUGCAGUGAUUCCUGCCCUCCUGGUUAUCAGAAGAAAAAGAGAGAAGGGGAGAAGUUUUGCUGCUAUGAUUGUGCUCCCUGCCCAGAAGGGAAAAUAUCGGACCAAAAAGACAUGGAUGAAUGCUUUAAAUGCCCAGAUGAGCAGUAUCCAAGCCAGAGUAGAGACAGAUGCAUCUCCAAAGUUAUGACAUAUCUAUCUUAUGAAGAAUAUUUGGGGAUCAGUUUUAGUUUGGUUUCUGUUUCUCUUUCAUUCAUCACAGCUUUCGUGCUGCGAAUUUUCAUCAAGAACAGAGAUACCCCUAUAGUCAAAGCCAACAAUCGGGACAUCAGCUACAUUCUCCUUGUCUCCCUCCUCCUCUGCUUCCUCUGUUCUUUGCUGUUUCUUGGAAGACCUACAAAGGUGACCUGCAUUCUCCGUCAAACUACUUUUGGCAUUGUCUUCUCUGUAGCUGUUUCUUGUUUGCUGGCCAAAACCGUCACGGUAGUUGUCGCCUUCAUGGCCACAAAGCCAGGGUCAAGCAUGAGGAAAUUGGUGGGCAAAAAACUGACCAACUCCAUUGUCUUUUCCUGUUCUCUUAUUCAAGUAGGAAUCUGUGUAGUGUGGCUGGCAACCUCUCCUCCAUUCCCAGAUUUGGACCUGCAAUCCCAGGCUACAGAGAUCAUAGUUGAAUGCAAUGAAGGUUCUGUCCUCAUGUUUUAUCUUGUCCUGGGCUACAUGGGCCUUCUAGCCAUCAUCAGCUUCAAUGUGGCUUUCCUGGCCAGGAAGUUGCCGGACACUUUCAACGAGGCCAAAUUUAUCACCUUCAGCAUGUUGCUCUUUUGCAGUGUUUGGCUGUCCUUUGUCCCUACCUACCUGAGCACCAAGGGGAAAUAUAUGGUAGCAGUAGAGAUCUUCUCUAUCUUAGCCUCUAGUGCCGGGCUCUUGGGUUGUAUCUUUGGACCUAAAUGUUACAUUAUUCUGCUGAAGCCUAAUUUGAACAUUAAGGAACAACAGAUAAAGAAAAAUUAUUAA